Molecule: messenger RNA, 2158 nt
Organism: Linderina pennispora
Lineage: Eukaryota; Fungi; Kickxellomycota; Kickxellomycetes; Kickxellales; Kickxellaceae
Product: PLP-dependent transferase
Exons: 16
Coding region: 65-2128 (687 amino acids)
Molecular function (GO): catalytic activity; molybdenum ion binding; pyridoxal phosphate binding
Source: RefSeq, a predicted model, not a curated record
GGCUUUUGUGUUUUUCUCUCUCAACUAGCUCAUCCACCCUGUACUUUUACCACUCUUUUUUAAUAUGGCCACUGACUGCACAGCACCAGUCGAUGACUACGGCGGCCGACUGGACGCGAUUCGGCACACAGACUACCCACAGCUUUUCUCUGACGGCACUCUGCGGACUGUGUACCUGGACCAUGCCGGCUCAACACUCUGCUCUGCGUCGCACGUGCGGAACCACACCAACAUGCUUCUGACAAACAUCCCCGCCAACCCGCACUCGCGGCAUGAGAGCUCGCAAUGGACGCACGCAAGGAAUCGAGCAGGCGCGCGCCCGCCUUCUGCAAAGAGCUAUGCGGUGGUGUUCACUGCCAAUGCGACCGCAGCAAUCAAGCUAGCGGGCGAGCUGGCACCCAUGGACGACAAGGGCAUUUUUUGCUACACACAGGAAUCGCACACCAGCGUUGUCGGUGUGCGCAAGCUGGCUAGUAACAGGGGCAUCGGCAUUGUUCCAGCCUCAAUACUGGCACCAGAGAAUACAAAGGGCACGAGUCUGCUGGCAUACCCAGCACAGUGCAACUUUUCAGGCCAGCGAUUCCCGCUGACGAGGGACGGCUCGGACGCGCAUGCGCCGUGUUCGCCGCUCGCGCUCGACGACCUACCCAGCGGUCCAGACUUUAUCUUUGGCAUGCCCACUGGGCUCGGAGCUCUGCUGAUUAAGCGAUCGUCGAUUCCGUUCCUGCGCCCCAAGCAGUACUUUGGUGGAGGAACCAUCGGCUUUGAGGAAUUCCGCGCUGACGCCGAGGCCCGCUACGAGGAUGGAACGCUAAACUACAUCGACAUUCUCUCGGUCAACCAUGCCAUUGACGCAUACACAGCAAACUUUGGCUCGCCAGCAGCCGUGUCUAGACAUGCCCAAUCGGCCACACAGGGGCUAACGCACUCGAAUGGCAUACCAAUUGGCCAGCAAGGGCCCAUCGUUGCCUUCAACAUGAAGGACCCAAAAAACGACUACAUCGGAUACUCUGAAGUUGAGCGCCUCGCAGUGCUAUUCUGCAACCCAGGCGCUGCGCAGAAAUGGCUCAAUCUGUCAUCAUCCGACCUGAUCCGGUAUGCAUCGCUUGGAGUCGUGUGCGGAGACGACAACGACGUUAUUGAAGGCAAGGCUGUGGGCGCCUUGCGCAUUUCGUUCGGCGCUAUGACUAGCCAGGAAGACAUCGACAUGUUUGUGGGCUUCCUGACAGUCAACGCAGCGGCUUCAGCAGGGAUUUCUGUGGACUCUGACGCCGAAACCAGGUUGCAAGCAGCAGCCUGUGUCGAGGUAGACCAGCUCAUUGUGUAUCCAGUGAAGUCGUGCCAUGGGUACACUGUGCCUGUCAACACGCCAUGGGAUGUAACCCCGCAUGGGCUGCGGUUUGACAGUACGAUUCCGAUGCAGCAGAAGCGGUACCCGCGCAUGGCACUGAUCCGCCCCCAGAUUGACACGCAGAACGGCGCACUCGUACUGCACGCCAAGGGAUUCAGCCCACUCGAGCUCGACCUGGAGCACAUCGAGUCGCGCGUAUCUCGCCCGGCAGUCUCUGGCUGGCUGUCUUCGGUCCUCUCAGUCCCCUGCUACCUUGCCUGUGAGCCCACUCUGCUCAUAUCUGGGAUGGCUGACGGCUCCACUGUACUGCACAGCCUGGAGCGCCGCGACUCUGCGUGCUUUGCGCGGACACGGCGCGGCGACCUAUCGUUUGCCAACGAAUCGCAGAUCCUGCUGGUCACCCGUGAGAGCGCGCAGCAGGUCGAAGACUGGGUGCUUGAAGAAUCCGACCUCGAGAAUGCAAAGAGCAGGUUUGGUCCUACACAGUACCGGCCCAAUAUCGUUGGUCAAACCGCGCGGAUUGCGCCAUUUGAAGAACUCAAAUGGUCGCAGGUGUCGAUUGCAAAGAAAAAAUUCCAAGUUUCGGGUCCAUGCCGCCGAUGCCAGAUGAUUGGCGUCAACCAAGAGUCAGCACAAGUAUUGAAGGAACCGUACGCAACGCUGGCGCGCAAAAUGCGCAUCAACGGCAAGGUCGUGUUUGGCAUCUACCUUGAUUCGCUGGCCGGCGACACUACGGCAGCGGCAAUCACGGCCGGGUCUUUGAUCCGCAUAGACUAGGUUUUAUGUAGUUGUAAUGAAUGUCGGAAA